UCCUGUCUCAGUAUUGGUUUGGUCUGUUUGUGGUUUCUGCCGGAAAUCACCGUCAGUAGCCAUGCUGCAGUUUACUCUAUUUGGAGAGGAAGUCUUAACUUGUACGUUGUUAAAAUGACAUUGUUAAUCCAUCAGAUUCUGGGAUUUUUGCUUCUGUCUUUUUUCUCAGCUGUGAAAACAUGGACUUGCCGUAAUUUUAAUUCAACACAGGUAGUUCGUCAAGGAUCGUCAACCACCAUCAAUUGUUAUCAAAAACAGAACUUUUGUCUCAGAGACAAGGGUGUUGCUUUUGCAGUUGAUUUGAGAAGCAAACAUUUACUUUGUGCAUACUUCUAUAUAAACCAGUCCUGGAAUAAACAGUCGUGCAAUAACAACAUCAGAUUUGUAUGGAUUCCAGAAACAGAGCAAAUAUCGUUUGACUUGCUAAAUAUUCAGAUAAAUCAUUCUGCUGAUUACACAUGUACAGUAAUUCAGUACUUCCCACCUCCUACACACUGCGUGUUAAUCCAGAGGACAUUCAUUCAAGUAAUAGCAUCUCCAUCUGUUUCUGUGGCAUGUGUGAAAGAGCCUGAUGGAACUCCCACUAUGCUUUGUGCUACUGAGGGCUUUUACCCUGCUGAUCUGAAACAGGCCUGGCUCAGAGAUGGAGAGUACAUCAGUUACCUGAACACAUCACUUCAAAGACCAAAUUACGAAGAAAAUCUGAGCACUUCUCACAUCAACUGGACCUUCAAAAACAACACAGAUGGGUCCUACAGCCUUAUGUCAUACCUUCACCUGUCAUCAAACAUAGCAGAGCAGGUGAUGUACUUCUGCUGGGUGAAUCACUCAACACUGAUUGAACCAAUCACUGUUAUCAUGUCAUCUGAUGAAUGCACCGAGACAGAAGCGGAAUUCACAGGUAUUUUUGUUCGUUGUAUAGUCGUGGGGCCCAUCUUUGGCUUGUUGAUUUGCACUGCUUUGUUCAUUGAAAUUUACUUUCAGCACCUCAAUAAAUCAAGACAGACUUCAUUAUGAUUUUUGUCUGAAAUGUG
Molecule: messenger RNA, 1034 nt
Organism: Tachysurus vachellii
Lineage: Eukaryota; Metazoa; Chordata; Actinopteri; Siluriformes; Bagridae
Exons: 6
Coding region: 115-1017 (300 amino acids)
Source: RefSeq, a predicted model, not a curated record